Messenger RNA from Pelecanus crispus (Dalmatian pelican), 2166 nucleotides. Lineage: Eukaryota; Metazoa; Chordata; Aves; Pelecaniformes; Pelecanidae. The record is from RefSeq and is a predicted model, not a curated record.
UUCGCUUACUUCUCCCUUCUCAGGUCUUCAGAGGAGCAUCUCGGCCAUGCCUACCACCUGCUGAUGACGCGGCUGAAGGAGCAGCACGCCGAGAUGCGCUUCUCGGCUUUCCAGAUCGUGCAGGAGUUGUUCGCCCGAUCCCAUUCAUUCCGGACGCUAACCAUUUCCAAAUUCCAAGAGUUCCUGGAGCUCACGGUGGGGAUAGACCACGAGCAGCCUCUUCCCCCACCCAGAGAGGUGGCACAGAAACUGAGGAAAGCAGCCAUUAAGUCAGUGCAAGACUGGCAUGAGAAGUACGGAGAGGCCUACAAGAAGCUCGCUCUGGGAUACCACUUCUUAAAGCAGAAUAAGAAGGUGGAUUUUCAAGAUGUGCAUGCCAGAACCGUGGCUGAAAGGAGGAGAGACGAGGAGAAGAAAAAACGAUUGGAAAACAUUUACAAAGAAAAAGCCAAAAGGGCUGAAAAAGAAAUGGAAGAAAUGUCCCAAGAGGUUGCUGACACACUGACAGAGAUGGAAAACUGUUUCCGGCUUCUGAUGCCAGAUCCUUUCGACUUCACUGUGAAUAAUACGGAACUGGAACCCAACAAGCAAAUGACUGCUAAUGAGGACAGACCUGCAUCCCCCCUGGCCUCCCAGAUGGAAGUUAACCAGCCCUAUUUUGGAUGCAUGGAUGAUGAGCAGCCGUGCUGCAGCAAGGACAUUCUUUCUGUUUCUCAGUGUGUUAGAACUGAUAAAAACAAUGAGUUAGAUGAGAAAUGGGAGAAGCCUGAGCAGAAAGAAUUAGAUGGAGACACAUGCUUGGAAGUUCAGUCUGGUGUCCCUGCUCUCAGUGAUGAUGAUUACCAGACUUUUGUUAGGAACCAUGGGCUUAUUUCACAUAAGUAUACCCUAGACCUUGAAAUCUCCACAGAUAUAAAAGUGCAUGAGAAUGAAGAUAAUACUGCCGUAAUAAACACUGUCACUGAUGCUCACAAACUCCUCAGAAAUAAGUUUUGGCCUUCUGUGCAGUCCUGGAUUCAGUUAUUUACCAGAGCAGGAAUAAAUGAUGAUCGGCUAAGAUGUGCCAUUGAUCUCAAGAAUAAAUUGGAGACUGCUAUGAAGAAAUACAAGGAAAUGAACAUUUCCUUUAAAGCGAGAAAAAGAAAAGUGAUGAAAGCCUCGGAUGACAGUGAUGAUGACGAGGACGAAGAUGAAUUUGUGGAGGUCCCUGAGAAGGAAGGUUAUGAGCCCCACAUUCCAGACCACCUGCGUAAGGAAUAUGGGCUAGAACCUCAAUCACUUCCAAAAGCACCAGUGGGGAAGACUUCAACAGGACCAGCUCCGCUGAGCUCCCGCGCCCAGCUGAGAGGGAAUGAAGACGAACUUGAUCCAACCUGUGCAGCUGCCACACUGAAACUUAUUCGAGACAAACUGCCAAAGUUACCACCUCCACAUGCCAGUGACUCUGCCACUACUGAGCCAGCAGCUUUGGAAGAGCCUGACAGUAAAAGAAGAAAACUAGAAGAAGAAAGAGCUAAAGCUCCCCUCAUGCCUUUUGGAUUAGACCUUCACUACUGGGGACAGGAUCAACCAAGUGCUGGGAAGAUUCUCAAAUUUGCUUCUGAGCAUCGAUUUUGGGCACCCAGUGAAGUAGAAGAAGAGGUGGAAAAUAAAGAAAUAAGCGAAAUGUUAAAAACGAGAUAUAUAACAUUUGCUGGCAAGUUUGAACCAGUGAAACAUAAAUGUCGAGCACCGAUGCCUGAUGGAAGUCUGUGUGAAAGACAAGACCGGGUUAAGUGCCCUUUCCACGGAAAGAUAAUUCCCCGGGAUGAAUCUGGGAUUCCCGUUAAUGCAGAGGACAGAGCCAGAGAAGAAAAGAUGCGGUUUGAGAAGCAAGCAGCUCAGCCAGAGUGGCGAGAUCCAGAAUUCAUGAGGGAAGUUGAAGCAGCUACCGGAAUGGAUCUCGGUUCCUCUAAAAAUAAUGGAAAAGGAGGGAAAAAGACAGGGAAGAAGAAAAAAUAUCCAAAUCUGACAGACCUGAAGCAGCAGGCUAAUACUUCUCGUUCCCGGCUUGAGAAGAAAGUCUUCAAUAAAGGUGCUGUGAAACGGGUGGUGAAAGCAAUGAACCGAGUGGACCAAAGAAAGCACGAGAAGUUUGCCAACCAGUUUAACUAUGCACUGAAUUAA